Messenger RNA from Solanum tuberosum (potato), 2949 nucleotides. RefSeq lists its product as uncharacterized. Gene Ontology annotation, biological process: DNA integration. Bases 1 to 2949 code for a protein of 982 amino acids. The record is from RefSeq and is a predicted model, not a curated record. Gene Ontology annotation, molecular function: nucleic acid binding. The transcript is spliced from 14 exons. Lineage: Eukaryota; Viridiplantae; Streptophyta; Magnoliopsida; Solanales; Solanaceae.
AUGGCGAUUGAUGGUGAAAAUGUAGAUCUGGUGCAAAACAGUUCAGGUACAUCUGUUCCCUCACAAGUCAACUAUGGGCAGGGUCAAGGUAUCGAUUAUAACCAUUGGCUCCCCAAUAUACACGCAAGUUUGCUUGGUAUUGAGAAUUACACUAUGUGGAGUCGAUCUAUUAAGCUAGCUCUACUAGGGAGAAAUAAGAUAGGUUUAAUCGAUGGUACUGCUAGGAAGGAGAUAUUUGGUGAGGAACUGUGGGGGCAAUGGAAAAGAGUAAAUAUUAUAGUACUGUCUUGGUUAAUGAAUUAUGUAUCCAAAAGUUUACCAAGUGGAAUUGUUUUUGCUUCUAGUGCUUUCAAUGUUUGGACAGAUUUAAAGAAAAGGUUUGAUAGAGUAGAUGGCUCUAGAACCUAUAGUUUGCACAAAGAUAUUUCCUCAUUACAGCAGGGUACUGCUUCUGUUUCUACGUAUUAUACAAGGCUGAAAAGUUUGUGGGAUGAGUUUGACAUAUUGGCACAAGCUGUAUCAAUUUUGAUGGGCUUAAAUAAAUCUUAUCAUCAAGCAAGGAGCCAAAUCCUAAUGUUGGAUCCACUACCAUUAAUUAGCUAUGCUUAUGCUAUGAUAAUUGGGGAUGAGAGUCAAAAGGUUGUAGUUACUGGUGUUAAUGGUAUGGGAAUGGUAGCUACUGGUGUUAAUGGUAUCACUGCUGCAUUGGAAUCAUCAGUUACCCUGUAUUCUAAAGCAAGUAGUAGUUUAGGAGUAAGUCAUAAAAUUAAGAGAAACUCACAUUUAAUAUGUGAUUUCUGCAAGUGUAAGGGUCACAACAAAGAGUUCUGCUACAAGAUUGUAGGUUAUCCACAUGACUUUAAGUCCCAAAGGAAGGCUCAAGGAACUUCUCCUGCAUACGCUACCACUGGUAAAACAUCAUCUCUUAUUUCUGAACACAGCAAAGUAUGGAUUGUAGAUACUGGUGCAACAAACCAUAUGGUUUUUAGUUUGGAUAUGUUAAAUAGAAAUACUGUGAAUAAACUUGAAGUCUCUAAGCCUGUCUAUCAACCUAAUGGUGAUACUACUCAAGUGUCUCACACUGGUUCUUAUAGUUUAUCAGCAAGGAGUAUUAUCUCAAAUGAGCUAUACAGUGGGAAGUGUAAUGGUCAAGAAAAGGAAACUGAGGCUGCAUUUACUGCUCACAAUGUCAGAGAAGCAGACAUGGUGUUAUGGCAUCAAAGGUUGGGUCAUGUAUCAUCAACAUUUCAGAAAAGGGUCAAAGUGUUGAGGACUGAUAAUGGUACUGAGUUUGUAAACUCAAGUUGUCAAAAAUUGUUUACCGAUAUGAGAAUUGUGCACCAAAGAUCAUGUCCAUAUAUCCCUCAGCAAAAUGGAAUUGUUGAGAGGAAACAUAGGCAUUUACUUGAGGUCACCAGGUUGUAUGGUAGUAAACCAACAUUAUCUCAUAUCAAGACUCUUGGGUGCUUGUGUUUUGCUAAGCUUCUUACUGAGCAUGAUAAGUUGAUACCUAGAUCAAGGUCAGCAGUUCUCAUGGGCUAUUCAGAAGUACAUAAGGGGUAUAUACUUCUUGAUCUAACUGAUAAAUCCUUCUUUACAAGUAGGGAUGUGGUGUUUAGAGAAGACUUAUUCCCUUUUGCAAAGAUAGAUAAUUCAAUACAGGAAAACAUUUUUGUAGAUCCCCUACAAGAAUCAGUUAUGUUAAGUGUUGAUUAUCAAUAUACAAGUCAUGUGGUUCCCAUGUGCUCUCCUGAUACUAUCUCUCAUGAGACUCAUACUAUGGAUCAGUCUUGUUCUCUAACUGCUGAGGUUGUUUUAUCAGACACAAGUGUGUUAGACAAUGAGGUUAUGGCUCCCACACAGGUAUCUCAAGAGGCUGCAAAUCUUCAUACUCAUAGGAGGUCUACCAGACAGGAGCUCAAACCAACUUGGUUGAAGGACUUUAUAUCUUUGGUUGUUAACAAAGAUGCCAUAUAUCCUUUGGGUAAUUACAUGAGUUAUGCUCACAUUUCCCCUACUUAUCAAUGUUAUAUUGCAGCCACCUCUAUCAUUAAUGAACCUGAUUCUUACUUAGAAGCACUAGAAAGUAAUCACACUUGGGAGUUAACUGAAUUGCCUAAGGAGAAGAAGGCAAUUGGUUGUAGAUGGAUUUAUAAAGUUAAAUACAAGUCAUCAGGUGAUAUAGAGAGAUUCAAGGCAAGGUUAGUUGCCAAGGGUUAUUCUCAGCAAGAAGGGAUAUAUUACAAUGAGACUUUCUCACCUGUUGUUAAGAUGGUGACAAUUAGGACCAUUGUUUCUCUUGCAGCUACUAGGAAUUGGCAUAUACAUCAAAUGGAUGUAUUCAAUGCCUUUCUACAAGGUGAUUUAGAUUAUGAAAUCUAUAUGCAGCUGCCUCAGGGAUUUGUUAGUCAAAGGGAGAAAUUAGAAGAGGGGAUCAUACUAGUGUUGGUUUAUGUAGAUGACGUGUUAAUUACUGGCAGUAGUCUUAAACUAAUAGAAGACACAAAGAAGGAAUUGCAACAAGCUUUUAAGAUGAAAUAUUUAGGAGAAUUAAAGUACUUUCUAGGCAUUGAGUUCACCAGAUCAACAGCUGGUAUAUUAAUGCAUCAGAGGAAGUACACACUUGAACUUAUAGCUGAAGUUGGUUUGACAGCAACCAAGAAGUCUGUGACAAGGUACAUGAUUAAGGUUGGUCAAUCACUAACAUCAUGGAAGGCAAAGAAGCAAACAAUAGUGUCAAGAAGCUCAGCUGAAACUGAGUUCAAAAGUCUGGCUUCGACUGUUUCAGAAUUGGAUUGUUUGGAAUCAAGGAUUGGUGUUCUGGUUUUGGAAUCAGAUUGUAGGCUUUGUGUGGAAUCAAGAAUCGGUGUUCUGGUUUUGGAAUCAGAUUGUAGGCUUUGUUUGGAAUCAAGAAAUGGUGUUUUGAACUUGGAAAGGUUGAAUCUUUAG